Messenger RNA from Chroicocephalus ridibundus (black-headed gull), 1272 nucleotides. RefSeq names its product intraflagellar transport 46 (gene IFT46). Gene Ontology annotation, cellular component: motile cilium; intraciliary transport particle B; centrosome. The coding region runs from base 49 to 1182 and encodes 377 amino acids. NCBI's taxonomy places the organism in Eukaryota, Metazoa, Chordata, Aves, Charadriiformes, Laridae. The record is from RefSeq and is a predicted model, not a curated record. The transcript has 11 exons. Gene Ontology annotation, biological process: intraciliary transport; cilium assembly.
GCCGGGCCGCUCUGGCCGGCGGCAGGAGAGCGAGGCGGGCGCGUCGCCAUGGCGACGGCGGGGCCGCGGCGGGGCGGCAUGGCGGAGCGGCGGGCGCUGGAGACCCGCCUCGUCGAGAACCAGCCCUACGACGAGAGCCUGGAGCUGCCGGAGGCCGAGGAGGCGGGCGGCGCGGCGGGGAAGCCGGCCGGGGCCCGUUCGCCGCGGGCGGGGGGCGCGGGCCGCCCCCGGGGCUCCCGGCGGCCGGGGCUGCCCGGGGCGGGCGGCGGCGCCGCCGAUCGCAGCAGCGACGAGGAGGGCGGCGGCGGCAAGGAGGAGGCGUCCCGCCCGGCCCCCCCCGCCGCCCUCAGCGAGGAUGAGGACGACGAUGACGACGACGAUUCGGAGGAGGAGGAUUCCUCGGAAACGGACUCGGAGGACGACUCGGAGGAGCACGGGGCUGCGCUGGAGGGUGACUUCAAUCUGGCAGAUUACGACUACCUGCCAGUAUCUUCUGAAAUCAAAGAACUCUUUGAAUACAUCAAGAGGUACACUCCCAAAACGAUAGAGAUUGAACACAAACUGCAGCCUUUUAUUCCAGACUUUAUUCCUGCUGUUGGGGACAUUGACGCGUUCCUAAAGGUUCCCCGGCCCGAUGGCAAGCCUGAUAACCUUGGCCUGCUGGUCCUGGACGAGCCCUCCACCAAGCAGUCAGAUCCCACCGUGCUCUCCCUUUGGCUGACGGAGAACUCCAAGCAGCAUAACGUCACGCAGCAGAUAAAAGUGAAGAGUUUGGAGAAUGCGGAGAAGAACCCCAAAGCCAUCGAGAGCUGGAUUGAAAGUAUCAGCGAACUGCACCACUGCAAACCUCCGGCCACAGUCCAUUACACCAGGCCAAUGCCUGACAUUGAGAGCCUGAUGCAGGAAUGGUCACCGGAGUUUGAGGAGCUCUUGGGGAAGGUGGGCCUCCCGACUGCAGAGAUGAGCUGCGACCUGGCCGAAUACGUCGACAUCAUUUGCGCCAUUCUGGACAUCCCCGUGUACAAGAGUCGGGUCCAGCCCCUGCACGUCCUCUUCUCCCUCUACUCGGAGUUCAAGAACUCGCAGCAUUUCAAGCCGCUGGCUGACGGGAAGAAAGGCCGGAGCCCGCUGUCCAACCCUCCUUCGCAAGCGGCAGACGCGGAAGUGUUAAGCUUUACUUGAAGCUUCACGUUAAACCCCCGUCUCCUGGAUCAACGUCUGCUGCUGGGCAUCGAGAUUUGACCCAAGCGAACCAUGAAGCGACGCCCACCG